GUAGAAUGAAAAAGCAGUAGUUUUCCUCCUUUUAAGUUGCUUUGCCGAGGAAAAUGACAGCACGUUAAUCGUCAACCGCGGACUACAACCUAUUCUGUACUAUUUCCUACUGACUCAAUUGAUGUCUGACCUACAUAUAAAAUAACUGUUCGGGGUGUGUAUGGGAAAGGAGAGAGCGAAGGUAACUGAAUAAGAAUAAAGUACGGGAUGAGACAGAAGAGCGGGGCAAGGAGAGAAGAAAAGUAAAGAAAGAGACACCGUCAGUGUCCCGGUAAACAACCAACCACCGGGCUGACCAAUCAGAUGACAACAUGAAGCCCAUCAAGAGUCAAGGCAGGCGCUCCCCGCCCUCCACCAGGGCCAAGGGGGGGAAGAGGAGAGGGGUGGGGGGCGACAGCCUGGACGGGGGCGAGAAGAGAGACUCGGACGAAAACAGAGACCAUGCACCCUCCCCCAGGGGCCACACCUCCCCAGAUUCCUCUCAGGAGGAGCCUAUUUUGUCGCAGACCAUGGGCCAUGCCCACAGAGAGGAGUGUGGGAAUGUGUCCGAGGAGCAUCCGAGGACCCUGGGAACACACAACGACAGCAGCAGUGGCGGUAGCAGCACGGCUAGCGCCAACAACAGCCCUAACCCCGCCUCCAGCCGCAAGACCGCCACCUUCAAGGCCCGCGUUCCCAAGAAGAAGUACACGUCGGAGCACUGUGCCAUCGCCGUCGGCAACCCCAGCACGCCACCCCUGCAGCAGAACAGCACCGGCAGCACUGUGGGUGGAGUCCACGGCAGUAUGGUGGGCCGACAGUCUUCAUCAUCCUCGUCGUCAUCCUCCUCCUCAGGCUCGGCUUCGAUGACAGGAGAGAGUGGGGUACAGUGCAGAGACAGCAGGGGGGCAGGAGAGGAAUACCCCAUCUUCAGCAGAGUCCCUCAGGGCAUUGCCUCUGACCUGACAGCCCUGGAGAGGGGGAGAGGGGCAGACAGGGAGCGAGAGGCGCCCCCCCCCAGCCCUGUGGUGCGAUGCUCCUCCACGGACACGGCCAGCGAGCACUCUGCCGACCUGGAGGUCAGUGACCCGCGGCCCCACCCCGCCGACAUACGCCCCCAACACACACCCCCAGGGCCCGCCCCCGGGGCUCACACACUCAUGCAUGCCCCCCGGAGCCUGCCAGAGGCCCUGGCCGAGACCCUGGCCAAGGGGCUGAAGAACCAACGCGUCUUGGCUCGGCAGGCGUGCGCGAAGGCAGGGGAGACGGGCGAUGAGGUGGAGCGGCGGAGGGGGGAGGGCGAGGCCGCCAUGGACUUCGUGUUCCGAGCGGGCGUCGUGCGGAGGGUGAGCGGCGAGCACGGCAGCCUGGAGGUUCAGCUGAAUGGCGAGAAGGGCCUGUGCCGCUACCCGUUCUGCGAGGGCCCGCGAGAGGAGCCUGUAGACAUCGUCCUGGAUGCCCCGCCCCCAGGCUCCCAGCCCGUAGCCAUCGGCACUGGCGUGUGCGUUCCAUUCGGAAGCGGGGCCGCUGAGGACCUCGGCGAGCCGCAGAGGCAGUGGUACCGGGAGGGUGUGAUCACCCAGGUGGACAGCCACCCCGCCGUGGCAUACCCCUACCGCGUGCUGCUGUGCGAGGACAGGAGAGCGCCCUCCGGUGGCGAGGACGGGGUCAGCAGGGCCGCCGUGGGCACCACGCAGGCCGUGUGGGUCUCCCGACAGAGCCUGCGUCUGCUGGUGCCCCCCUGGGACCUGGACCUGCCCGGGGGCGGGGAAACAGGGCCGGAGGGCGACGGAGAGAGGGGGAUGGAGAGGGAGGACAGGGAGGAGAUGGACGUGGAGCAGGAGCUGUGUAGUCUGAGUCGAGGGAUGGCGCCGGGCAUGGGGUCUGUGUUGGGGCGUGGCGGGCUCUCCUACCCUGCCACAGCUCCGCCUUCCUCCUCCUCCUCCACCGUCAGCUCCCCUGUGACCCCCGCCUCUGUGCUCAGCCUGGGGCCCGCCAGAGACUGGGACAGGGACCUGGAGAGAGAGAGGGACAUCCAGAGGAAACAGGAGAGAGAGAGGGAGCGAGAGAGGCCCAAACACCAUCCCUUCCUUCCUCUCACCCCCGAAGAAGACAUGGAGGUGUCCCACUUCAGCAUGGUGCCAAUUGGGGCAACCAUACCAAGCGUCAAGGUCAUGGGGGUGUCCCAGCACCGACCCAUCCUCUCCAAGCCCCCCCCAGGCUACCUCAGCCCCCACCUCUCUGUGGUGCGAGGCAUCGGGACUCCCCUGGGCCCCCACCUGGCCCUCAACCCGCACCCCCCUCCCUCCCCAGUGCUUCUAGGCCUGGAUUCUGCCGCGGUGGGAAUGGGGGUCAUCUCUACCCCCCAGCUCCCCCCUCUCCCCCCUAUUUCCUCCUCCUCCUCCUCCUCCAGACCCUCCCAGGAGAAGACUCCCUCGGCCUCCGGCGGGGGGGCGGGGUCGGGGUCGUCUUCGCGCUCCCGGACACCUCUGACGGCCGCCCAGCAGAAGUACAAGAAGGGCGACGUUGUGUGCACGCCCACGGGCAUCCGCAAGAAGUUCAACGGCAAACAGUGGAGGCGCCUGUGCUCCCGCGAGGGCUGCUCCAAGGAGUCCCAGCGCCGGGGCUACUGCUCCAGACACCUCUCCAUGAGGACCAAGGAGAUGGAGGCCAGCGGAGGGGGGGUCCGCGACCGCGGCGGGGCCAGCAGCACCGGCACCCUCACCCCCUCAGACCUGCGGCUCGGAGGGGGCAGGACCAGCUCCGAGUUUGACUGGGACGAGACGUCGAGGGACAGCAGCGAGGCCAGCAGCAGGGGUGGAGACUCCAGGCCCCGCCUCGUCCUCCCCUCCCUCCUGCCCCAGGACCUGUCUCGCUUCGACUUUGACGAGUGCGAGGCGGCGACCAUGUUGGUUUCCCUGGGAAGCUCUCGCUCCGGGACCCCCUUCUCCCCCAUAUCCAACCAGUCGCCAUUCUCCCCCACCCCCUCGCCCUCCCCUUCCCCUCUCUUUGGCUUCCGCCCUGCCACCUUCAGCCCCAUCGCUGCUCCGCCCUCCCUUACCCCGAGGCGUCACCGCCACCUCAGCGGCACCAAGAUGGGCACCCCCGGCUCGGACCGCGAGCGUCACCUGUCGGGCAUCGUGCCCACCUUCCAGACCAACCUUACCUUCACAGUGCCCAUGAGCCCCAGCAAGCGCAAGCUGGACGCUCCCCCUCCGCCCCUGCCCCUGCACGUGUCCCAGGACUACGCCAAGCCAGAGCAGCUGGGGGCGCUGGUGGGCAGCGAGGCCUUCCGCGUCCUCUCCCCCCAGAGCCAGCCCACCACCCCUUCCUCCCUCUCCUUCCCCCGUCCCCGCAGUGCCACCAGCCGCCCCCCCUCCUCCGCCGCCUCCACCCCCCCUCCCAUGCUGGUGUCCCCCACUCCGCCCUCACCCCUCCCCCAGGAGCCCAGCCCCCGUCGCCUCGUGCCCCUCCGGGACUCCCCCGUCAUCGUCAGGAACCCGGACGUCCCCCUGGCUAAGUUCUCCGACGGCCCCCUGGCGAGGAGGGAGCGACGGAGCCGCGAGCUGAGCCAGCCCCCCCAUCUGUCCUCCGGCCUUCAGGCGCCCGUCCCCAUCAACGGCGCCGCCACCAACGGCGCUGUGCUCCUCCGAAACCCCACCUCCACGCUGGUCCUCGUCACCUCCUCCCAGUCACUCACGCCUGCGACCUCCCACUCCAGCCCCGCCUCCAGCGGCUCCAUGGCAGGCUCCGCCCUCUCCGGCACCGGGGGCAGGGAGAGAGACAGGAAGUCAGGGGGGCACCAAGAUGGCAUUGGGGGGGUGCUUCCCCAGCCGGUGGCAUGCCACCCCUCCCCCACGGCUCUGCUGCCCCUCAUCCUGCCCGCUGAGUCACCUCAUCCCGCCCCUCGCAAGGACAUCAUCAUGGGACGCCCGGGCACAGUUUGGACCAAUGUGGAACCCCGGUCAGUCCCUGUGUUCCCCUGGCAUUCAUUGGUUCCUUUCCUGGAGCCCAGCCAAUCGGCUGCUUCUGCCCACCCUGCUGAUAGCCAAGAGCUUGUCAAUCAAAGCAAAGAGCCUCGUUGUGCCGUGGCCCUGGUGGGUGAUGGGCAGGCGGCUCCACCAGACACAGAGCGGGGAUCUCCCUCAUGCCCGCCUCCCGCAAGCGACAGCCAACCAGCAGAGAUGGGCAUAGCUGACAGCGAGACAGAGAGUGACGCAGAUGACCCGUUCUUCCCAAGUGUGUCAGAACCUCCGUCCUCUACUGGUCCUAUGAAGCGCAGAACACAGUCCUUGAGUGCGCUGCCCAAAGACGGAGACAGGAAGAGGGAAAAGGACCACAUUCGGCGGCCAAUGAACGCGUUCAUGAUCUUCAGCAAGCGCCACCGCGCUCUGGUCCACCAGCGGCACCCCAACCAGGACAACCGCACGGUCAGCAAGAUCCUGGGGGAGUGGUGGUACGCCCUGGGGCCCAACGAGAAGCAGAAGUACCACGACCUGGCCUUCCAGGUGAAGGAGGCCCAUUUCAGGGCUCACCCAGACUGGAAGUGGUGUAACAAGGACAGGAGGAAGUCUCUGUCUGAGGGGCGGGGCACCCCGGGGGCCAAGGAGGCCCGCGAGAGGAGCAUGUCUGAAAGCACAGAGCCCCCUCCUGUAUCCCAGGCGUCAGAGGGAAAGGCCGUGGCCUCAGGCUGGGCCGGUGGUGGGGCUGAGCGGCGAGUGGGCGGCCUCUACGGAGGCCAGGUGCCACGCCCCCGAGCUUUCUCCCAGAGCGCAGUUCACAACCUGGAGAGACAGGAGCCAGAGACAGGCCUGGAGAAGUUGUGUCAGGAAGGGACAGGGUCAUUCCAUAGCCGUCUCCCUCCCCUCUCUCUGUUGCAGCGCAGGACUAGCGAGGACGUAACCAGCGACGAGGAGCGCAUGGUCAUCUGUGAAGAAGAAGGGGAUGAUGAUGUCAUGGAGGAUUCCAUAGACCUGAAGUGCAAGGAGAGAGUGACUGACAGUGAGGAGGAUGAGCCUGAUGGACAGGGUGGCAGCCAGACGGGGCUCCACUCCUCCCUCCCUUCUCCGCCUCCACCCAGGAGAGCGCUGCGGGGGCAGCACAGACAGCUCUGGACCCGUGGCUCUCAGCGCACUCCCCCAAGAGAAAGCCACACUUCUUAUUGGAGGAGCAGGAGGCGGGGACAAUCACAGCAGGGGGGUGGGUACCUGUCCUCAUCCUACAAUUCGGUCAGUGUAGGCGGGGUUGGGCCCGGGGGAUUGGUCACCAGCCUUGUACUGGGAGGAUCUUUCCCUGCCCAGCCAGCCAUUCAGCUGAUAACCCUCCCCACCCGCUCUCCUGCACUGCUCAUAGCCUCUCCACUCCACCUUGCCCUCCCCCUGCUACAGCCACAGUUCCUCCCCGCCUCCUCGCUCACGCCCCCCGGCGCCAAACAGCCAGUCACACAGCUCCAGUACAUCUUGCCCACCCUCUCCGCCAGCAGCAACCCCAAGAGCCCCUCCCCCCAGCUACCCCAGCAGCCAACCAGCAUCCUCGCCCUGCCCUUCUCCCCGCCCACCCAUGUGUCCCUGGCCAAUGGAGUGCACUCGGGGGCAGUGGCAGCAGUGGGAGGGGUCAGCCCCGCAGCAAGAGUCCAAGCACAGUCUCCAGUCUUGCAGAGCAAGAUGCUGGUUCCCAUGGCAACAGUGAGAACAGGUUCUACUCCUCCUCAACCUAUUUCCCUGGUGGCCCCGCCCCUUCCUGUGCAGAAUGGCAUCCAGACAGGAAACAAGAUAAUCCAGAUAGCUCCCAUGCCAGUGGUCCAGACCAACGUCCAUCCCACUGGAGCAGUGCACACUGGGAACCCCUUCCCUGUUUCCAUGGCAACGGCGCUGAUGGCGCCGGGCUCCGCCCCGCCUCAGACAAUGCUGCUGAGCUCGCCCGCGACGAGGAUCACCUAUGUUCAGUCCCCCCCUGGGGUGGUCUCCACGGCAACCGUCCAAGCCCCCCCUCCAGAGCCCGCCUACCUGCCAUCUCCCCUGGCAACGCUGGGCUUCACUGCCAUCGCCCCAGCAGGCCAUACACUGGUUCAGCCAAUCGUAGCAGGCCAGCCUCCCAUGCUAGCCCCAGCCCCUCCCCGGUCAGCCAACAGCAGCUGUCCGUCACAACCUCCCGGCUCCGCCUCCAUGGGUCCAGGAGCCAAUCACCAGUUUCUCACUGCCAUUUACCCCUCCCCGAAUGUCACUCUGGCGACUGGAGUAGUUUCUAUGGCGACGGCGCCAGUGGUAGCCACAGCCGCCGCUCUGGCUGGUGUGCCGGGGGCGCUGGCACAGCCCGCUAGCGUGUGUCUGCAAGGGCUGAUGCCACACACACUCCUGGGGGAAGCAGAGCCUGGGCAGGACGACACAGGAGAGAGGCAGAGAGGGAAGGAGAGGGAGAUAAAGAGGGAGAACCUGGCCGACUGUACCACUGACGUGGAGGCGACAGCAGGUGUAAAGGAGGAAAGAGGAGCCCCUCGACGCAUCAAAGAGGAGAACACCAGCGAGGACUACGACUCCCCCCGCGAGAAGCAGCAGACCAGGGGCGACCGGGAGAGAGAGGGCGGCUGGGAGAGGGAGGUGAAGAAGGAGAGUGAAGGGGGCAGCUGGGAGGCCGGGAGGCCCAGGGAGAGGGACGAGCACAGCACACCGGACGGGCACAGCAGAGGAGGCAACAGCAAGGAGACUGGACCCAGGGACUCCCUCCCUCGCUCCCCUCUGCCCCCUCCCUCAGGAUUGGAAACUCCUCUGCCGCCACCUCCCUGUGACCGAGACCUCGCCCCCUCUGCCAAGAGGAUCAAGUUCCGCCCACCGCCACUCAAGAGGACCCCUGACUCAGUUGACAAGGUGCUCUCGGGGUCCUACUUUGAGGAGCGCUUUGCCGAGCUGCCCGAGUUCAAGCCCGAGGAGGUGCUGCCCUCCCCCACGCUGCAGAGCCUGGCCACCUCACCCCGCGUCAUCCUGGGCAGCUACCGCCGCAAGAGGAAGAACUCCACCGACCUGGACUCGUCAGCAGAGGACCCAGGCUCCCCCCGGAGGAAGACACGCCGUCUGUCCAGCUGCAGCUCCGAGCCCAGCACUCCCAAAAGCGCCACCACCAAGUGUGAGGGGGAGAUCUUCACCUUCGACAGAGCCGGAGCAGAAACCGAGGACGUUCUGGGGGAGUUGGACCGGGUCCCCUUCUCUUCCCUGAGGAGAACCCUGGACCAGCGCCGCGCUCUGGUCAUGCAGCUGUUCCACGAGCACGGCUUCUUCCCCUCAGCUCAGGCCACAGCAGCCUUCCAGGCCCGCUACUCAGACACCUUCCCCACCAAGGUGUGUCUGCAGCUCAAGAUCCGCGAGGUCCGGCAGAAAAUAAUGCAGACGGCCACACCCGGGACCGCCGACCUCGGGGGACCCACCGGGGUUGCAGCAACCGGCAACGACCCUGCCUCCGCUGGUGCACUGGGCUCAGCCAAUCCUCAGGCCCGAGAGGACAUCGGGGCGGAGCCAGGGGAGAGACGUCGGAGCCCCGAGGAACCCAGGAGCGAGGCGUAGGGGUCCCGCCAGACGGGAGAAGGUGGAGGAGCGGAGAGAAAAGAGAGAGACUGUGUAAAAAGUGAGGAAUGAGUGUUGACCCCGAGCAUGUCCUUGUACGCGUGGUAACAGGACUCCCUGUGGCGUCAGCGCUACAUUGGCACUACACUCAGCACAUUUGUAGUUUGUAUUUUAACACAGAGGCUUCUUCUCUCUCUCUCUCAAACACACACCAUAUAUUCACACAAAUAUUGAUAUACACAUGCUCACACAGCUUGGUGCAAUCUCUGGCGUGUACAAGGCUCAGCCGCACACACACACACACCUCCCACCAAGUAAAUCAGACUGUUACUACGGGAUGGCAUGCCCAAGAGCUGUCACCAGAACCACACACACGGCACUUUGUCACUGGUGCAGAGGCAGGAUGCAGGAUGCCAGCUCUCUGAUGCCAUUGAUUUGACCCCCACCCCCACCCCCCCAUUCAGCCCUGUGGGGGGAGGGGCAGGAUUUAAUAACCUCUGACCUCCAAUGAUAAUUCCACAACCCCUCUAUGCUGCAAAACAAGACAGCACUGAACUGGACACACACACCUCUCUCUGCACACACUUCACACACACACAGUCAGUAAACCCAAUCUCAUCUGACCAAGCCACUGCAAUGGCCUGCACAGUUAUAUGGACUGUAUACAAAUGUUAAAGAGACUUGAACAUGGAUCGACCUCCUCCAUUUCCUCCUCCGCAGAGAUUAAAUGUAACUCAGUGUGACUGACCAAUCAAUUACCUUGUUCAUUGCCAUGACAACUGACAUGGUGAGCUCCCCGUGGCUGGAGGUGAUGCAGUGUGUUGGAGUUUCAACCUCAUGGCCACCGAUCCUGUCUAAAGAAGCAGAGCAACAAAACCAAUCACCAGUUGACUCCCCCUAGCAGAGCACAGGGAAGACCAGACAAGGAGGUUUGUCCACCGUGAUUGGCCGGCCCAGAUUGAUUCGCGCCACUGGCAACCACAGACUCGGCCAGCCCUCAGAGAAUAAACUGGCAUACAACAAAACAAAGCGAGAUAGCUAGAUUUUUAAAACAACCUUCCUUCAUCAUUCACCCAGUGGAUAUGUUGCUUUCUCUCGUGGUUCUGCCGUGAAAAUAACAUGUUUCAUGUGGCCUGUUGCUCUUGUGGCUCUAAAUGGUGUUUCUCCAGCAUAAACUGUUUAGAAGGGGGACCGAGAGCGCCUUUGGUCCCGCUCAUGAGGAGUUUAUUUUUGGCCGUUCCGCCCCCUCUCCUCCCAUGACUUGUCACUAGGCUCACCAAGGAGGGUGCAGGGAGUGCUUGUUUUUAAACGUCAAAAUCAGGUGUUUGCACAACAUGUGGUCUCUGACUGCAAUUAAAAAUCAGGAAAGUAUUGUUUUUAGAGAUUGUUUUUAGUACAAUUAUAACCUUGUUCUGUCGUGUUAACAAUCUCCCUCAUUCUUCCACUCGGAGACCCCUUCCCCACCUCCUUUUCCUAAUCCUCUUUCUCUUCCAUAUCCACCUCUUCUUCCUCCUCCUCUUCUUUGUCUUCUCCCUCCUUUUGCAACUCGUCCGGCUUGCUUGUCGUCCUCGUGUUGUCCUUCUCUUUGUCCUCUUCCUCCUUCCCCUCUUCAUCUUCUUCCUCUUCUACCCCCCUGUUCCUCCUCCUCGUGUCCUCUCUCUCUCUCUCUUGCUUUUUGUUUCUCCAAUGUGGUUAGAAAGUGCCCUUCAGCCCUGGUUCCAGGGUGAGCAUGGUUCUUUAGCUCAGGAUGGCUCUGGUUAGGGUUCCAUCAGGGACAACACAUCCUAGACCAGCAAAGGGGGGUGUUCUCUAAAGCCCCCUUUUCCUCCUCCAACUCCUUUUUCCUCCUCUCCCACUCCUUCCUGCUUCCUCCCUUAGUCACUUUAUUUCUCUCCCAGUAAUGGUGCAAUAGGACUUUCUGAAUGGGUGAUAAGUUAUUUGGGUCUGUGCCAUAGAUAUUGACAGUACAGUGGACCCACUAUAGAAACGCUGGUGUAUAGAAAAGGAAACCUCAGAAAUAAUCUACUAUUGAAGAGAUUAUAGAAGGCGAGUAUGUAACUUACUAAAAGUCAAAGAAAAUUCAAAUAGCACUUUUGCCUCUUCACGCAUUUGGCGAAGAAUGGGGGUAAUUAUUAUAUGGGUAUAUCUUUAUUUCUCUGUGUAAACAGUUGGAUGUGUGUGUGAAAAAUAUAUAUUUCCAUAAUAUGUGCAUAUAGAGGGUGUGUGUGUUUGUGUGUGUGUUUGGGCUCAUGCAUUCACAGUAUGGACGUUGACUGACCCCUUCUGGUUCUUUCACACAGCGUACAAUAAUACAUUAUCAACCUUAUUACAUAUAGUUUCUAUGGUCACACGAAGACUAUUGAAUGCUCUCUUGACUGUUAUAGUGUCAGGUAAUUCAGGAUUAAACACAAUUUAUCAGUUAUUCAAAUGCCAACAGGUGAAAGUCUACUUGACAUGCGUUAUACAUGCAUGUGCACACUCACACACACACGCACAGACAUAAAUACACACACAUGUAUGCGUGUCCACCGUAUGAUUGUGCUUAAAAAACUAUCCUUACUUUGGAGAAGGAAUUUUAGAAUGAGAGAGAUGGGUGUAAGCUCAUAAACAGGCAUGUUGACCAUGUGCAAUAUUUCUAAACAAAAAAAAACAACAAAAUAUUGAAAACAUUAAAGACCUAACACAAUA
This is a messenger RNA of Osmerus eperlanus (European smelt), 10220 nucleotides long. It is a transcript of the gene cica, whose product is annotated as capicua transcriptional repressor a. The record is from RefSeq and is a predicted model, not a curated record. Lineage: Eukaryota; Metazoa; Chordata; Actinopteri; Osmeriformes; Osmeridae. Gene Ontology annotation, biological process: regulation of transcription by RNA polymerase II. Gene Ontology annotation, cellular component: nucleus. Gene Ontology annotation, molecular function: RNA polymerase II transcription regulatory region sequence-specific DNA binding; DNA-binding transcription factor activity, RNA polymerase II-specific.